Messenger RNA from Brenthis ino (lesser marbled fritillary), 993 nucleotides. The record is from the annotation of a GenBank genome assembly. NCBI's taxonomy places the organism in Eukaryota, Metazoa, Arthropoda, Insecta, Lepidoptera, Nymphalidae.
AUGACUGAUGUCGAAGAAUUCAAUCAGCAAAAACCAGGAAAAACUAGCAAGCAACAUAACAUAUUACCAAUAUGGGGUAAUGAACAGACUAUGAACUUGAAUCCUUUAAUAUUAGCCAAUAUUCAAGGUUCUAGCUACUUCAAAGUGCAUCUGUUCAAAUUGAAGACAUACCAUGAGGUAGUAGACGAGAUCUACUACCAGGUCAAGCACCUUGAACCAUGGGAGCGUGGCAGUCGCAAAACAGCAGGGCAGACUGGCAUGUGUGGUGGCGUAAGAGGAGUAGGUGCAGGUGGUAUUGUAUCUACAGCAUUUUGCCUCUUGUAUAAGCUAUACACUCUUAGACUUACUCGCAAGCAAGUUAAUGGUUUAUUGCAACACUCUGACUCUCCUUACAUUAGAGCACUUGGUUUCAUGUACAUCCGAUACACACAGCCUCCAGCAGAUCUUUUUGACUGGUAUGCUGACUACUUAGAUGAUGAAGAGGAAGUGGAUCCUAGAGCCGGUGGUGGUGGCUCAACUACAAUGGGCGCCUUAGUUCGCCAAAUGCUUAUCAAGCUGGACUGGUUCAGCACCCUCUUUCCAAGAAUUCCUGUACCUAUUCAAAAGCAAAUUGAACAGAAGUUAGGAGAACACAAUAGGCAGAGUAACGCUACAAAAUCUGCAAAUUACCGCAGUGGCAACAGCAACACCAAUGCCAACACCAACUAUAACCCGGGCCGAAUGGAUACAGAUCGUCGUGAGCACGACGACCGUGAUCGAAGAGAUUAUGGUGAAGGGGAUAGAUAUGCGAAAGAAAGGCCGCCUAGACGUGACGAGAGAGAUAGAGAGCGUGACAGGGACAGAGAACGUGAUCGCGAACGUGAAAGACGCGAUCGCGAUCGUGACCACAAAAGCGAUCGCCAUCGUGAUCGUUCGCGCUCGAAGGACCGCAACGCCGAUCGGGCGCGCGAUCGUCACCGCGUUAGAUCCCGCUCGAGGGAUCGCCGCUAUAGA